Messenger RNA from Racocetra persica, 276 nucleotides. The record is from the annotation of a GenBank genome assembly. Lineage: Eukaryota; Fungi; Glomeromycota; Glomeromycetes; Diversisporales; Gigasporaceae.
GCAGUUCCGAUAGCAAUAAUGAAAACUCUGAUGAUCUUGCUGACUCCUCAGAUAAUGAUAAUCCUGAUGAUCCUGAUGAAGAAUACGAACCUAUUGCCGGGCCUAGUAACUUCCCGAAUAAAGCGUAUCAUACGCGGUCUUGCACAAAAAGAGUUCCUAGUUUAUUCACAAAUCUUAACAUUGAUGAUACUGAAAUUAUAGAGACUUUUGCAAAUACCGAAAUCUUUCUACAAUGUUUAUUAGAACCAGAAGAACCAGAAAAUCAGGAGGAGGAAA